GUCAUGGAGCGCAAGGUAGCGGCGGCAACGACUCCCCAAGAGCGGACGGUGGCCGGGAGGAGCGCGAACUUACCUUGGGUAGAAAAAUACCGACCUCAGACACUGAGUGAUCUGAUUUCUCAUCAGGAUAUCCUGAGUACCAUUCAGAAGUUCAUCAGUGAAGAUCGCUUGCCUCACCUCCUCCUCUAUGGGCCCCCAGGAACUGGCAAGACUUCCACCAUUUUGGCCUGUGCUAAGCAGCUUUACAAAGACAAGGAAUUCGGUUCCAUGGUUCUAGAGCUGAAUGCUUCAGAUGACCGAGGCAUCGACAUUGUCAGAGGGCCUAUCCUAAACUUUGCCAGCACGAGGACCAUCUUUAAGAAAGGCUUUAAGCUGGUGAUUCUGGAUGAAGCAGACGCCAUGACACAGGAUGCCCAGAAUGCCCUCCGGCGUGUGAUAGAGAAAUUCACAGAGAACACCCGGUUUUGCCUGAUUGGCAACUAUCUCUCCAAGAUCAUCCCGGCCCUGCAGUCCAGGUGCACCAGAUUCCGCUUUGGCCCCCUGACACCUGAGCUCAUGGUUCCCCGGCUGCAACACGUCAUCGAGAAGGAGAAAGUUGACGUGAGCGAUGACGGAAUGAAGGCGCUGGUGACGUUGUCAAACGGCGAUAUGCGAAGGUCUCUGAACAUUUUACAGAGCACAUACAUGGCUUUUGGAAAGGUGACUGAGGAGACUGUCUACACCUGUACCGGGCAGCCCCUCAAGUCUGACAUUGCCAACAUCCUCGACUGGAUGCUGAACCAAGACUUCACCACUGCCUACCGCAAUAUCAUGGAGCUGAAAACGUUGAAGGGCUUAGCACUGCACGACAUCCUGACGGAAAUUCACUUGUUCGUCCACCGAGUUGACUUUCCAUCCUCUGUUCGAAUCCAGUUGCUGAUCAAGAUGGCGGAUGUCGAGCAUCGUCUCGCUGCGGGGACAAGCGAGAAAAUUCAGCUGGGGGCGCUGGUUGCUGCCUUCCAGGUCACCAGAGAUCUAAUUGCAGCCGAGGCUUAGUUGAGGGCGGUUUGCCCACCGUCUAGUCUACACUGGGAGGACCUGCAGCUUCUCUGGUGGCGUAAUUCCGACGGACUGAACUCGUGCCUUGCUGUAUGUCGGUUGUGUUUUAAAGUUGCUUUGUUCACAGUUUUCUGGGUCGUCUUACAAGGCGUCUAAGCAAACCGUACUUGCUUCCUCGCUCGGUGCUGAGGAUCUCGCUAUUCCUCUCCUGUAUCCAAUCGGACGCAUCUCUCCAGGACUAGAACAAGCCCCUCUGGGUGCCACCGUUGCACGUGGAAGAACGUGUUCCUAAAACAGAACUGGAUUCCUAGUGGGAGGAGAGGAUAUUUCAUCAAAACAGUCUCCGAAUCCCGUAUUAUGGGUUGUAGAGGGCCAUGUUGGAACAGAAGAGAUCCUUGUGUGACCCUAGGCUUUGAAACCUUAACCUUCCCGUGGUUGGGAAGAACAGCAGUCUAACACAUCUGGAUGGUACCAGCUUGGAGAAAGGCUGGCUUUUACGACGCCAUAAGCCAGUAUUCCCCAUCCUGAUGCCUUCCAGCUAUCGUGGACUACAACUCCUAUCAUCUCUAGCCAGCAGGGCCAUGGGAGUUCUAGUCCCAACACCGUUCCCAGACUGGGAAGCUGUCACAACACCUCUUCGAGAGAGACUCAAAGGGUGCUGCCUUCUGUCCUUUCGGAGAGUAACGACAGCAUGUAUAUAUAGUAAUAAACUUUGUUUUCUGAGCACCUA
This is a messenger RNA of Elgaria multicarinata webbii, 1768 nucleotides long. It is a transcript of the gene RFC5, whose product is annotated as replication factor C subunit 5. Gene Ontology annotation, biological process: DNA-templated DNA replication; DNA repair. The transcript is spliced from 11 exons. Bases 4 to 1035 code for a protein of 343 amino acids. Gene Ontology annotation, cellular component: nucleus; DNA replication factor C complex. The record is from RefSeq and is a predicted model, not a curated record. Lineage: Eukaryota; Metazoa; Chordata; Lepidosauria; Squamata; Anguidae. Gene Ontology annotation, molecular function: DNA binding; ATP binding; DNA clamp loader activity.